Molecule: messenger RNA, 2679 nt
Organism: Acipenser ruthenus (sterlet)
Lineage: Eukaryota; Metazoa; Chordata; Actinopteri; Acipenseriformes; Acipenseridae
Exons: 12
Coding region: 266-1624 (452 amino acids)
Source: RefSeq, a predicted model, not a curated record
UUCACAGAGAGAAUCAAGGGGCUUCAAAAAGGAAAGAACAGGGACUUCCAGUGUACGCUCAGAGGUAAAAAGACACCUGAAGGAUGUCGAGAAGGGAGAGAGUGAAAACAAACCUCUGCCCAGGCCACUGCCAGCUCCACCCAGAAUAACUGAUGCGCUGAGCCUAUCGCAGCCUACUGCUGCCCCUCCACAUUCCUGCAGGCCACCUCUGACUCAAGACAGCACUGAGAAGAAGGUCAAUCUGCAAACUGCGGUGUCAACAAAGAUGAACAAUAGAAAAGGCAGUGUGACCAAGAAGAGCUUGGGCACAUUACAAAACGAUGCUCUCACUGCAAGACAAAUGGAAUGUAAUUGUGGAGAUACAUUUGAACAGUCUGCCCAGAUGAAUGAGACUGAAGAAUUUCCAAAGGCAAUCAACAUUCCGUCUCGCUUCCAGAGCUCUGUGGUUCCCUUACCGCUCUUGAAAUCUAAAAGGCUUACAGUUCAAGACAGUGACAGUGAUGAAGAAGUGGAAGUAUCGCUAAAGAAGAGCAUCUGUGCCCCAGGGAAGACUCUCUCCCAGUCUAGAACUCAGGUUUCAGAAUUGAAACCCUUUGCAGACAUGACUGACAGAGAAAUGCAGAGGAAAGCAGAUGCUGAAAGACAACGCAAUAAAAGACGGCUGAGAGAAAAGCAGAGACAGAGCCAGGAGACUGAUCUAGGGGAAACGGGAAUGUCUCAGCGCCCAAAAGCAGAGACACAAGAGACAAAUAACAAAAGCACCAAGAAAGAUGAGGCGAGCAAAAGGAAGAAGAAUAGGAAAGAUAAAGAGCUUGCUGCAUGGAAAAGGGCUCAGGCUCAGAUAGAGUCUCUUUUGGAUUCUCAACCAGGAAUUGCCAACGCACGUUUCAGGAAUAUGAAAGCACCCCAGGCUUUUCCUUGGAGAUCAACUCGGGUCCAAGACUUAAGUCAUCAAGUGCCUCAAAUGGAAUUUAAUUCCUACGGAGCCCCACCUAUGACAGCAUACCCCACACGCAAUGGAGAAUGGCCCUGGAUGAACACUCCUCAGACUGCUUUUAGAGGACCUUUGCCUUAUCCAUGGCAAACAGGUCCGUUACCAAACACAAGGCACAAUGCAGAAUUUCUGAGGUGUGUCCAGAACCCUUUCCAGUCGCUGUAUAAUCCAGUGCCUUAUUCCCAGGAUCAACCCCUCAUUUUCUCUCAAUGUUCUGACCUACCUGGUUCAAUGCAAGAUGACGGUGAUGAGGCAAGUGGCAGUGAAUCAAAAUCGACAGAGUCUAAUUCCCCACAAAGCAAUCAAGGAACACAAACACAGACUUUGUCAAUGAAUACUGAAACCACUUACCACCCAGGGCUCCCAGUUCUGAGCCCUGGUUCUGGACACUACCUGCAGCUCCUGAUGUCAUUAACUUCUCAGCCCACAGAUGUUGCUGCCACACAGGUGGGAAGCAGAGGAGAAGUCAUGAAUAAAAACAAGAGUCAAGCCUCCCCUGCUGGGCAGUUCAGUGAGGGGCGUGAGCAAGCAAGAGAACGCCGUAAAAAAUAUAACAAGAGUGUGGCUUCCACAGACGAGGCACAGGUAUCAGAGGAGCAAACACAUCUUCAUAGUAUCGGACAACAGUAAUAGUUCCGGUGUUGCACAUUUCAACAAUGUUCUGUUGGUUUCAGGCAGAUUUUGGAAUCUCUGUUCAGUGGUUUUGCUAGCUUGUGCUGGUUAUAAUAUUAGAUUACCAAGGGCAUUUCAUGCUCAGAAAAUCAUAAACCAACAUGCUGAAAACAUAUGAUGUAAUCAAAGCAAUUAUUUUCUCAAAGUAAUAUGUUUUAAUCAAACUAUUUUUUUAUAGAUUUAAGAUUAUAUUUUAUAGAAUGCAUGCCUUUUCUUAAGAGCAGUGGCAACGUUUAAAAAAACAAAUGUUGAUUAGUUAUCUUGUAUCUUGUUAUCAAUGUUUAUGAAAAUUAAAUAAUACAACAUUUAAGAAAAAAAGAUAUUCUUCUAAAAUUCUUUAUUACUUAUUAUUAUUUAUUUCUUAGCAGACACCCUUAUCCAGGGCAACAAUUGUUACAAGAUAUUACAUUAUUUUUACAUACAAUUACAUUAUUUUUUACACAUUAUUUUUACAUACAAUUACCCAUUUAUACAUUUGGGUUUUUACUGGAGCAAUCUAGGUAAAGUACCUUGCUCAAGGGUACAGCAGCAGUGUCCCCCACCUGGGAUUGAAACCACGACCAUCCAGUCAAGAGGCCAGAGCCCUAACCACUACUCCACACUUAUAAAUUGUUAUUUUCAGACUUGCCAUAUGUGUCGCAGUCAGUAGUUGUUGAUAAAAAAGGACAUAAAAAAACAACCCUCAUUUACCUUUAUCAAGUGUAGUGGCACCAGAAUAAUCAUGUAACUUGCCUACUGUACCGGAAUGAUUUGAUGCCUUUUGUCACUGGUGUUAUGAAGAAAACUAUUAUUUUAGAUCUCAAUUCUGUGUUUGUGGUUGGAUGCAUUUUCCCUGAUAUGGGGUUAGUUUGGAUACUAUGACAGACCCUAUGAGUAUAAUAAUGAGCUGACCGAGACAGGCAAGAAUCUCACAGCACGGCAGAUUUCAUUGACAAAAUCCCCAUGACCUUAAACUGCAGACAACCUAAAGUUAUUUUCAGAAGCUAUAUUGAUGAAAGCCUAUUAUAUGUGAA